Messenger RNA from Nothobranchius furzeri (turquoise killifish), 2541 nucleotides. It is a transcript of the gene lhx2b, whose product is annotated as LIM homeobox 2b. The record is from RefSeq and is a predicted model, not a curated record. Gene Ontology annotation, molecular function: RNA polymerase II transcription regulatory region sequence-specific DNA binding; DNA-binding transcription factor activity, RNA polymerase II-specific. Gene Ontology annotation, cellular component: nucleus. NCBI's taxonomy places the organism in Eukaryota, Metazoa, Chordata, Actinopteri, Cyprinodontiformes, Nothobranchiidae. Gene Ontology annotation, biological process: regulation of transcription by RNA polymerase II; neuron differentiation.
AAGGUUCCGGUGACCGGGCUGUUGCCUCCAGACCGCUCCGGGAGAGGACGACCGAAAACUGAACGGCGACGGCAGAGCAGCCAAUGAACGGAAACGGUGCGUGGUGACGCAACAGGGGCCCGUAGAUAAGGAGCGUAGAGUCCAACCGGGACCUGAGAAGGAGGACCGGCGGUUUUGGGGUCCAGCGGACUCAGAGAUCAGACCAGCAGCUCCUCCUCUUCUGGUGUCAUGACUCCUAAAAGACCGAACGGAACCAGAGUUCUGAUGAGCUCUCGGCUGAGCGGCGGGACUGGAGGCCGCGUGUGAACUAGACUCCUUCAGGAUCUAGUUUCUGUCUUUUGACUUUGAUUUUCCUGCUGAACUGUUUGAGCAACAGAAACAGCAGAGCUGCUGCUCUGAGCAUCAUCGGACCGCUGCUCUCCGAGCUCCAGAACCUCGCUGCUCCAGACUGAAAACAAAGUGGAGAAUUUAGUCCGAACCGCGCUGAGAUCCGGUGAGGAGGAGGUUCCGCCGCCGACGCUCGCGCACCGGCAGCUUUCAGACCGGGUAUGUUUGUUCCUCCUGAACGGACCAGCUGACGACCAGAAGAUUUCCCAUCACACCUGAGAGAAACCCGGAUCCCGCAGGAGAAACGGAACAUACCCAAAUCCGAGCUGAGUGAUGAUGAGAGCUGCAGGGGUUCGGGUUCGGGUCGCCUCUGGCAGAUGAGACGCAGAGAGGAGAACACGUGUCCAGGUUUUGCUCCUCGCUGAUCUGGGAUUCUCACCUGCAGUCGAGGGAACAGCGAACAUUGACGCGUGUUUUGUGCGUGAGCGCGCGGGCUGGUCGCCUCUGAUGGACAUCCUGACCCACAGAACCGAAGAGAACAGCUACAACAUCCUCCCCUCCGCCGCCACCAUGCUCUUCCACGGCCUUCCCGGCGGCGACGUGCACGGUGUGGUGGAGGAGCUGGACCGGAGAGGGAAGGGCGAGUCGGCGGCCAUCAGCUCCGCCAUCGACAUGGGGGAGUCAGAGACGUCCCUGCCGUGCAUGAGCAGCGAGCGCGUGGCCCUUUGCGCCGGCUGCGGCAGGAAGAUCUCGGACCGGUACUACCUGCUGGCCGUGGACAAGCAGUGGCACAUGCGCUGCCUGAAGUGCUGCGAGUGUAAACUCCACCUGGAGUCCGAACUCACCUGCUUCAGCAAGGACGGCAGCAUCUACUGCAAGGAGGAUUACUACAGAUUUUCGGUGCAGAGAUGCGCGCGGUGCCAUCUGGGGAUCUCGGCCUCGGAGAUGGUGAUGCGGGCCCGGGACCUGGUCUACCACCUGAACUGCUUCACCUGCACCACCUGCAGCAAGAUGCUGACCACCGGAGACCACUUCGGCAUGAAGGACAGUCUGGUCUACUGCCGCCUGCACUUUGAGACUCUGAUCCAGGGAGAAUACCAGACUCAUUUUAACCACGCCGACGUGGCCCCGCACAAGGGCCUGGGUCCGGCCAACGCGCUCGGACUAUCCUACUUCAACGGCGUGGGGACGGUGCAGAAAGGGCGGCCUAGGAAGCGGAAGAGCCCGGGGCCCGGGGCCGAGCUGGCUGCAUAUAACGCCGCGCUGAGCUGUAACGAGAAUGACGGCGAGUCUAUGGACCGGGACUCCCAGUACAGCUCCAGUCAGAAGACCAAGCGUAUGCGGACCUCCUUUAAGCACCACCAGCUGCGGACAAUGAAGUCCUACUUUGCUAUCAACCACAAUCCAGACGCCAAGGACCUGAAGCAGCUUGCACAGAAAACCGGACUCACCAAGCGGGUCCUACAGGUCUGGUUCCAGAAUGCUCGAGCAAAGUUCAGGAGGAACCUGCUGCGACAGGAGAACACCGGGGUGGACAAAGCAUCUGAUGGCUCCACAAUGCAGGGUGGGACGCCCUCAGGCCCAGCUUCUGAGAUCUCCAACGCCUCCAUGAGCCCCUCCAGCACCCCCACCACCCUAACGGACCUGACGAACCCCACCAUGCCCACUGUCACAUCUGUCCUCACCUCGGUGCCUGGCGGCAUGGACGUCCACGAGUGCCGAAGCCCCUCACAGACCACACUGACAAGCCUCUUCUGAUGGUUGGAACGCUAACCCUGCCCCCUCACACACACACACACACACACACACACACACACACACACACACACACACACACACACACACACACACACACACACACACACACACACACACACACACACACACGCCUGAGCACUGUUUACACCUUCAGACGUUAAACUGAUCUGAGAACAGGAAGGUCCUGUACUCUGGUCAUGGGCUAGACGCGGCUCAGCCUCACAAACAAACUCUUGUUGUUCUUUUGAUGUUGUCUUGUUGAGAACUGAGGACACAUGAAUUGUGUUUUUUUAAUGUUUACAAAGAGAGACAGAAAAAGAUUAAUUUUGGGGAAAUUCCUUUUUUCCAGCACAGUAUUUAUGUUGUUGUACGAGAGUCACUGUUAGCAGGACUGUAAAGAAUUCUCCUUCUGUUGCUUUUUUUUUUUAAAUCUGAGAUUAAACAGGUUCAAAUAUA